This is a messenger RNA of Helianthus annuus (common sunflower), 2177 nucleotides long. Its product is annotated as U-box domain-containing protein 19. The transcript has 2 exons. The record is from RefSeq and is a predicted model, not a curated record. Gene Ontology annotation, molecular function: protein binding. Lineage: Eukaryota; Viridiplantae; Streptophyta; Magnoliopsida; Asterales; Asteraceae. Gene Ontology annotation, cellular component: nucleus; cytoplasm. Bases 686 to 1609 code for a protein of 307 amino acids.
AAGGCGGCAAUGAUGGUGGAUGAGACUUAGGGAGGUGGGUGUUUUGGCAACGGUGUGGAUGGUGGUGGUGCCAUCGAUGAUGAGUAGGUGGAGAUAAACCACAUUUAUGGGUGGUGCCAACCCAUUUGGACCCGUUUUAAGGUUUGUAAAACUAACCCGUCUUGACUCGUCUGGUUUUAGGAGGCCCAAUUGACCCGGUUCUUGUUGGAAGACUGUACACGACCCGACUCCCGGGUAUGGAUGCUGGUACAAUCCGAAAAGUUGAAUUGAAAGAUGAUUUGGGCAUUUCUAGCUGGAACGAGUGCUACAAAGAGAUUAAGUUCUUGGAGUCCGAAAGAUCCGGUAACAAGAAAUCGGAUGUUGGUAUCCUUUGUAGUUUGAUGGGGGUGAUGAUUUACAGCCGGUGUACAGUUUUUACCGUUGUUGACUGUGACAAAACACCCAUUUCUGGUGAUGGUUACAGUUGCAAUCACAAUCAUUUUGUUAAGUCACUUAAUGUUGAUGAUUUUAGAUGUCCCAUUUCUUUGGAGAUCAUGUCGGAUCCGGUGACUCUAACAACUGGACACACGUAUGAUCGACUCUAACGUGUCCGAAAACAGGUGAGAAGGUGAGCAGUAGUCAUUUAGUUUCAAACUUGUGUAUAAGAAGCAUUAUUAAGCAAUAUUGUCUCGAGAAGGAGAUUUCAAUGGCGGGACCGGCUGGUGGCUGCCGUAAUCGGGAGGUUACUCGAGCAACCACCGGCGGCAGUGUGGCUGCGGAGGCUGGGAUAAAGAUGGCGGUCGAUUUUCUAGUGUUUGGCACAAAAGAAGCCAAAUACAAAGCUUGUUAUGAGGUUCGAUUGCUUAGCAAAUCGAGCACUUUUAAUCAGGCUUGUUUGGUUGAGGCGGGUGUGGUCUCGAGUUUAUUAGACCUGAUCUGCUUUAGGAAUCCGAAGAACCAAGAAAACGCGACGGCGUCUCUGUUGAAUCUAGCGAAGUACUCGAAGACGAAAAAGGUACUUGUGGAAAACCGAGGGUUGGAACUAAUUCUUGAAGUGGCACAAAAUGGGUUUAAAAUGGAGGCCCGCCAACACGCGGAGGGGACUUUGUUUUAUCUCGCUUCGGUGGAUGAGUAUCGGGACAUCAUAGGGAAAAUCCCUAGAUCGAUUCCCGUUCUAAUGGAGUUGGUACUAGAUGGUACCGAUCGAUGCAAGAAGAAUGCGUUGGUGGCGAUUUUGGGGUUGCUUGUGUACCCUGAAAACCACUGGAAAGCGAUUGCAGCCAGGAUUGUCCCGUUGCUAAUUGAUUUGUUGAGAUCUUCGCAUCAAUGCGAAGAUCUUGUUACGGGUUCUUUAGCGAUUUUAGCCACUUUGGCUAACAAUCCCGACGGAACAAUGGGGAUUUUAAGUUGUGGAGCUCUUCACGUCAUCCUUGAUGUCGUUGGUUCAACGACGACAUCAAAGGAGUCGAGAGAAUAUUGUGUGGCAUUGCUGCUUGCAAUGUGCACAAAUGGUGGGGCCGACGUGGUUCGCGUUUUAGUAUCGAACUCGUCUCUAAUGGGUCCUUUAUACCAACAUUUACGUUGUUUCAUCUUCAUUAACCUUUUCUGUCAUGAUCAUGUUCUUAGUUAAUCGUAAUCAGUAGACCAAUACAUACAUGACACCGGUGAAAGAAAAUUUAUUUGUAAUAUUUAUAUCAGACCGUUAAUUUCAAACCAUGACUGCAUGAUUUAUAUAACUUUUUGGAGAACUUAAACCCAAAAACCAAAGUUUUGUUUAAAAAUAAGCCCAAAAUUUGAGAAGGAUCAGACAGUAUGGGGGCACAAAGAAGGGAGAGCAAGCCCCUUCACUUAGGGUGUACGGGGUGUAAGCGGUGGGUCGUUUCGGUGAUGGGUUUCCCCGAUCGGGAACACCGCCGCCAUCAAUGCGGGGUCCCGAUUCGGGGUGUGUUUUGGGUGUGGAGUUACCGCGUGAAGAUGGCACAUUGUUCGAGAUUAGACCGUUGAAAAACGGUCAUUUUGAUUAAAAAAAAAUCAAUUUUUUUUAAAAAACAUAUAUUUAAACAACCUAAAUCAAUUUUUUUACCACACUCACCACUCUCAAACUCACACCAAAACUCUCAAACUCCAAUCUUUCAAAUACAAAAUGGAUUCCAAGCUUCCGUUUCUUUCUACCCUACCCGACUUUCCCGACGAUGGAG